AUGGCCGCCAUCCCUUGCUUUAGGUACAGGUGUCAUCAGACAGCGUUUUUCUCUAGUGUGUAUUACUCUCCGGCAUCAUACAGGAAGUGACGUCAUCUUCCCGCGCUCGCGCUCUGUGAUUCGAACUCUGACCCCGAGUGAUGGAGGCGGCUGAGCAGAGGGAGACCGUCAUCCGCGAGCUGAGAGCCAUCCAGAGCAGCACUUCCGGCCUGUGAGACCCCCAGCCACAAUAAUAACAAUGUAACAAUAAUAAUAAUAAUAAUAUAUACUGAUACAAUGUAACAAUAAUAAUAAUAAUAAUAAUAACAAUGUAACAAUAACAAUAAUAUAUACUGAUACAGUGUAACACCCAGGGUAUAAUAUAUACUGAUACAGUGUAACACCCAGGGUAUAAUAUAUACUGAUACAGUGUAACACCCAGGGUAUAAUAUAUACUGAUACAGUGUAACACCCAGGGUAUAAUAUAUACUGAUACAGUGUAACACCCAGGGUAUAAUAUAUACUGAUACAGUGUAACACCCAGGGUAUAAUAUAUACUGAUACAGUGUAACACCCAGGGUAUAAUAUAUACUGAUACAGUGUAACACCCAGGGUAUAAUAUAUACUGAUACAGUGUAACACCCAGGGUAUAAUAUAUACUGAUACAGUGUAACACCCAGGGUAUAAUAUAUACUGAUACAGUGUAACACCCAGGGUAUAAUAUAUACUGAUACAGUGUAACACCCAGGGUAUAAUAUAUACUGAUACAGUGUAACACCCAGGGUAUAAUAUAUACCGAUACAGUGUAACACCCAGGGUAUAAUAUAUACUGAUACAGUGUAACACCCAGGGUAUAAUAUAUACUGAUACAGUGUAACACCCAGGGUAUAAUAUAUACUGAUACAGUGUAACACCCAGGGUAUAAUAUAUACUGAUACAGUGUAACACCCAGGGUAUAAUAUAUACUGAUACAGUGUAACACCCAGGGUAUAAUAUAUACUGAUACAGUGUAACACCCAGGGUAUAAUAUAUACUGAUACAGUGUAACACCCAGGGUAUAAUAUAUACUGAUACAGUGUAACACCCAGGGUAUAAUAUAUACUGAUACAAUGUAACACCCAGGGUGUAAUAUAUACUGAUACAGUGUAACACCCAGGGUAUAAUAUAUACGGAUACACUGUAACACCCAGGGUAUAAUAUAUACUGAUACAGUGUAACACCCAGGGUAUAAUAUAUACUGAUACAGUGUAACACCCAGGGUAUAAUAUAUACCGAUACAGUGUAACACCCAGGGUAUAAUAUAUACCGAUACAGUGUAACACCCAGGGUAUAAUAUAUACUGAUACAGUGUAACACCCAGGGUAUAAUAUAUACUGAUACAGUGUAACACCCAGGGUAUAAUAUAUACUGAUACAGUGUAACACCCAGGGUAUAAUAUAUACCGAUACAGUGUAACACCCAGGGUAUAAUAUAUACUGAUACAGUGUAACACCCAGGGUAUAAUAUAUACUGAUACAGUGUAACACCCAGGGUAUAAUAUAUACUGAUACAGUGUAACACCCAGGGUAUAAUAUAUACUGAUACAGUGUAACACCCAGGGUAUAAUAUAUACUGAUACAGUGUAACACCCAGGGUAUAAUAUAUACUGAUACAGUGUAACACCCAGGGUAUAAUAUAUACUGAUACAGUGUAACACCCAGGGUAUAAUAUAUACUGAUACAGUGUAACACCCAGGGUAUAAUAUAUACUGAUACAGUGUAACACCCAGGGUAUAAUAUAUACUGAUACAGUGUAACACCCAGGGUAUAAUAUAUACUGAUACAGUGUAACACCCAGGGUAUAAUAUAUACUGAUACAGUGUAACACCCAGGGUAUAAUAUAUACUGAUACAGUGUAACACCCAGGGUAUAAUAUAUACUGAUACAGUGUAACACCCAGGGUAUAAUAUAUACUGAUACAGUGUAACACCCAGGGUAUAAUAUAUACUGAUACAGUGUAACACCCAGGGUAUAAUAUAUACUGAUACAGUGUAACACCCAGGGUAUAAUAUAUACUGAUACAGUGUAACACCCAGGGUAUAAUAUAUACUGAUACAAUGUAACACCCAGGGUAUAAUAUAUACUGAUACAGUGUAACACCCAGGGUAUAAUAUAUACUGAUACAGUGUAACACCCAGGGUAUAAUAUAUACUGAUACAGUGUAACACCCAGGGUAUAAUAUAUACUGAUACAGUGUAACACCCAGGGUAUAAUAUAUACUGUACGUACCUUACCAAGUAUAUAUAUACUAUUACAGUAUUAACACCAGGUAUAUAUAUACUGAUACAAUAUAGCACGGGUAUAUAUAUACUGAUACAAGUGUAACACCAGGCAUAAUAUAUACGGAACAGUGUAACCCAGGGUAUAUAGUACUAAGUAAACAUAAUAUAUACUGAUACAGUAAUAAUACGUGAACACCCAAUAUAUAAUAAUAUAUAUGAUACAGUAACACCCAGGGUAUACGAUAUAUAUAACUGAUACAUAAUAUAUACUGAUACAGUGUAACACCCAGGGUAUAAUAUAUACUGAUACAAUGUAACACCCAGGGUAUAAUAUAUACUGAUACAGUGUAACACCCAGGGUAUAAUAUAUACUGAUACAGUGUAACACCCAGGGUAUAAUAUAUACUGAUACAGUGUAACACCCAGGGUAUAAUAUAUACUGAUACAGUGUAACACCCAGGGAAUAAUAUAUACUGAUACAGUGUAACACCCAGGGUAUAAUAUAUACUGAUACAGUGUAACACCCAGGGUAUAAUAUAUACUGAUACAGUGUAACACCCAGGGUAUAAUAUAUACCGAUACAGUGUAACACCCAGGGUAUAAUAUAUACCGAUACAGUGUAACACCCAGGGUAUAAUAUAUACCGAUACAGUGUAAUACCCAGGGUAUAAUAUAUACCGAUACAGUGUAACACCCAGGGUGUAAUAUAUACUGAUACAGUGUAACACCCAGGGUAUAAUAUAUACUGAUACAAUGUAACACCCAGGGUGUAAUAUAUACUGAUAGACACAAUAAUAUAAUAUAUAUUUUCUGAUACAAUGUACCAACAAUAAUAUAAUAUAUACUGAAAUAAUGUAACAAUAAUAUAAUACAAUACAAUAUAUAUACUGAUACAAUGUAACAAUAAUAUAAUACAAUAUAAUAUAUAUACUGAUACAGUGUGUAAUAUAAUAUAUAUAGAGAGCAGCACUGCCAGCCUGUGAGAGAAAACAGCUAAUAUACUAUAACUAUAAUAUAACUGAUACAAUGUGUAAUAUUAUAUAUAUAUAUAUAAUGUAACUAAUACAGUGUGUAAUAUGUAACUAAUACAGUGUGUAAUAUAAUAUACAAUGUAUGGGUGGUGGAUAUAAUGUAGCCCAGAGGAGCUGUGUAUGUGUAUAUUCCAUAAAAUAAAGGGUUAUAGUCACAGCUACUAUAUUAUAUAAUGUAUGGAUGGUUACUAUUGACCUCUAAUGGGGCCCAGAGGAGCUGUUCACCUGUAUAUUACAUAAAAUUUUCUUAGAUCACACAGUGGCUGGUUCGGGGUUUUGGGAAUGUAGUCACCACAGGCUAAGCAUGUCUACCUGACAGAGUAAUGAGACUGUGACAAUGUUUGUUGUUCUGUGUCCAGUAUUGUAUCUUUCACUUAGUCUUCUUUUAACUUUAAUUUCAGUGUAAAAUCUCUGAGAGUGCUUGUUAAAUUCACAGAUCCUGAGAAAGGAGAACUGAGCCAGGCCCAAAACCAG
Pelobates cultripes (western spadefoot toad) is the source of this 3744-nucleotide messenger RNA. The record is from the annotation of a GenBank genome assembly. Lineage: Eukaryota; Metazoa; Chordata; Amphibia; Anura; Pelobatidae.